UCCGGUUACGUCAGAGCGUCGGGACUCCAUUAGAGUUGCAGCUGUUUGUGGAGAAACAUCAACAAAAACGGGCUAACUGACAGUACGCUCGCUGCCCGACAACGAGGCCUUCAAGUCUGGAAGCGUAACCUUCAUUUCCCACCCGGAGCUCCGCCGGCUUCUAACCACGGCCGCUCUCGGUGAGGAAACACUGGCCUCCCCUUCCUCCUCCUCCGACUCGGACACCGGCGGAGCGUCGCCGCCCCCGCGGAAGAAGCACCGAGCCUCGGCGGCGGAGGGAGCAGGAGAGCCCGGGGCUUCAGCAGUUGUAACAGGCCUCUCUAGUGUUGUCCUGGGACUUGCCGCACACUCUCAAACCACCUCGACUAUCCACUUUAACCGAAGUCUUGUGAACAACCUCAGCAGCAGCAUGCAGUCGAACGGGGCAGGACAGGGACAAGAAUCAUCGGAGCUUUCCUGCCUAAACAGCGCACAAAACGGGGAGUCUUCCUCGGCCGGUGGCGGCGGAGGAGCCCACGCCAAUGGGCUCUUGUCCAACACAGACAACAGUAACGGCGUCGGUACCAGUAACGGCUCUUCAGUCGGGCCCUGUUCGGGGACUUCGAGCUCGGAGGUCGGCUCGCUGAAGAAGAAGAAACGACUAUCGCAGGCGGAGGAAGAUGUCAUACGAUUAAUAGGGCAACAUCUCCACGGACUGGGGCUAAAUCAGACAGUGGACCUGCUGAUGCAGGAGUCAGGCUGCAGACUGGAGCACCCCUCGGCUUCCAAGUUCCGCAACCAUGUCAUGGAGGGGGAGUGGGACAAGGCUGAGAACGAUCUGAAUGAACUCCGAACACUGAUGCAUUCUCCAAAUGCUAUUGUGCGUAUGAAGUUCUUACUGCUGCAACAGAAGUACUUGGAGUAUCUGGAGGACGGCAAAGUGCUGGAGGCUUUGCAGGUUCUCAGAGGAGAGCUGACGCCACUCAAAUACAACACAGAUCGCAUCCACGUACUCAGCGGGUACCUGAUGUGUAGUCAUGCCGAGGAUCUUAGGGCCAAGGCAGAGUGGGAGGGCAAGGGCACAGCUUCACGCUCCCGGCUGCUGGAUAAAUUACAGACCUACCUGCCGCCCUCUGUGAUGCUGCCUCCGCGGCGACUACACACACUGCUGCGACAAGCCUUGGAGCUGCAGAGGGAUCGUUGUCUUUAUCAUAACACCAAGCUGGAUAAUAACCUGGACUCAGUCUCACUUCUGCUCGAUCAUGUUUGCAGCAGGAAGCAGUUCCCCUGUUACACCCAGCAGAUUCUGACAGAACAUUGUAAUGAAGUGUGGUUCUGCAAAUUCUCAAACGACGGCACCAAACUAGCUACUGGCUCCAAAGACACCACUGUUAUAAUCUGGCAAGUGGAUCCGGAGAGCCAUCAACUGAAGCUGCUUCGAACUCUGGAGGGUCACGCAUACGGAGUCUCUUACUUGGCCUGGAGCCCUGAUGACACCUACCUGAUCGCCUGUGGACCCGACGAUUGCUCCGAGCUCUGGCUUUGGAAUGUUCAGACGGGGGAGCUGCGGACCAAGAUGUCCCAGUCCCAUGAAGACAGUCUUACAAGUGUGGCCUGGAAUCCUGAUGGCAAACGUUUUGUCACUGGAGGACAAAGGGGGCAGUUUUAUCAGUGUGACCUGGAUGGUAACUUGUUAGAUUCCUGGGAGGGUGUGAGAGUGCAGUGCCUGUGGUGCCUGGGCGAUGGCAGGACAGUGCUGGCCUCGGACACCCACCAGCGUAUCCGGGGCUACAACUUUGAGGACCUCACGGACAGAAACAUAGUUCAGGAGGACCACCCAAUCAUGUCUUUUACCGUUUCAAAGAACGGGAGAUUAGCUUUGUUAAAUGUAGCAACUCAGGGAGUGCACCUGUGGGAUCUUCAAGAUCGGGUGCUGGUGAGGAAGUACCAAGGUGUGACCCAGGGCUUCUACACCAUCCACUCCUGCUUUGGAGGGCACAAUGAAGACUUCAUCGCCAGUGGCAGCGAAGACCACAAAGUGUACAUAUGGCACAGACGUGGCGAACUUCCUAUCGCUGAGCUCACAGGCCAUACACGCACCGUUAACUGUGUGAGCUGGAACCCGGCCAUCCCGGGCCUCAUGGCUUCUGCCUCAGACGACGGCACUGUGCGCAUCUGGGGUCCGGCUCCAUUUCUUGACCCGCAGGAGGCAGAUGGACUCAACGAAAAUUGCAGUAACAUGGACAGUUGAUGGUCACUUUCUGAGCAGAUGGCAUCUCUCUUUGACAACAAUCUGAGAAUCCCACAGUACAACAAAAUAUAAACAGGCAACCAAAUCAAACGUCACCAGAAAGCAAGUGAAGUAUAACCAACAAAGUGUCACCAAAACAACAAGAAAUCAAAAGUGAGAAGAGUCGCUCUCCUGACUGGCCGAUAUGUGUGGCGGACACAUGAUGAAGGAUCUCCUUGGAAAUUAAUGUCCCCAUCCAAAAAUCUGAUUCCAGCCUAGAGGCCUGGAAAACCAGUCUGUGUCCAGCAGGGUCCUGCUCUGGUGAGCUGUUAUCAGCCGUUCUACAUGCUUCUAACUGACCUUUCCUCCUCCAUUUCACGGCGCCAUUGUCAGACAUGUUGGAUCUUCACGAGUAUCCGUGGAGUCCCACCUCCACCUUGAGUUUGGAGCACAUGAAGUUUCUGUGAUGCCUCCAGACAGACAGAGCAGCCGUCUCCUCGUUGGACUACAAAAGUCUGCCUGCUUGUCUGUGACGUCACCUGUCUGAUGUCUUCGUGGACCUGGGUGGGGAGUUGUGAGGGGAGGAUGGUGCAUAGGGGGAUAUAGAAACUCUCUUGUGUGUAUGUUUUCCUUUCCCCCUCAUACAUGCCAUGUUCUUUUUAAAUUCAACUAUUUGGACAAAAGCUGAAAAAUAAAACAUUGACCAACCAGCUGACAACGAACAUAACUAGGCUAUGCUAACUUUUGGAAGUAUUUUUUAUGAUAGUCUUGGAGUUUAUUCUCACUGAAGAGGUGAAUCUUAGCUCAUGCAGUGCACACGGAAAACUUCAUCAAGAAGAUUCUACUUUGCUUUUCAACAUUAGGAACAACGAAAAGAAAACAAACUUUUUUUAAUUCCUUAAUUUAACUUCUACUAAGGAGAGUCGCUGUAAUAUUUCAAACCGAAAACACCCCAGCAACCGAGCUAGCUGUCGCACAACUUCAUACAUCUGACUAAGAGGAGGACAGAGAU
Nematolebias whitei (Rio pearlfish) is the source of this 3221-nucleotide messenger RNA. Its product is annotated as WD repeat-containing protein 26. Gene Ontology annotation, cellular component: GID complex. The transcript has 14 exons. Gene Ontology annotation, biological process: proteasome-mediated ubiquitin-dependent protein catabolic process. NCBI's taxonomy places the organism in Eukaryota, Metazoa, Chordata, Actinopteri, Cyprinodontiformes, Rivulidae. Bases 410 to 2230 code for a protein of 606 amino acids. Gene Ontology annotation, molecular function: protein binding. The record is from RefSeq and is a predicted model, not a curated record.